UCAAUCGCCGUUGUUGUGAAAACGAUUUCAAAUGUUCGGUCAUAUACAUACAAGUUAAAAUGCAAGUGAAAAGUGUUUUUUGCGUAAAUUUUCUGUUAGCUUGUGUCUAUUCUAAUUCGAAUUUGAAUUGUAAUUCUUCAGAGAGUAUUCCUGGAUUAGAAUGUAGCAAUGAAAAUAAUACGGACAGCGAUGAAAUUAAUACUGAUGUAUCUUUGGAACAUAAAGACUUCCUUGAAAAUAUUUCAAAUAUAACGGAUACACAAAGCCUAAGAUUCGCUACUCCUUGUGAAACUCCAAAUCUAGAGAUAACCUAUUGUGUUGAAAUAUCAAAAUGUCCAGUUCUUCAAAAUGUGCGUAAAAGUAAGAAAUACGCUGCUUAUAUUGAAGCAUCACGUUGUGGACCAAAACUGGAAAAUCAGAAUGACUUCAAAGUUUGCUGUGGCCGAUUCAACAACUUCAGAAAUGUUAGCAACUCGAUUGAUAAUAGCAUAUUUCCAAAACCAUGUGGAGUUCAAAAAAUUAUUAUGAGAGGACGAAUCUAUGGUGGCACAACAGCUGCUUUAAAAGAAUAUCCCUGGAUGGCAAGAAUCCUGCAUAAAAAUUCUAGGGGUCGUAAAACGUAUGGAUGUGCUGGGUUUUUGAUACACGCUAGAAUUGUUGUUACUGCAGCACACUGCAUACAAACCCCCACUAGAAAAAUUAGAGGAGAGCCGUAUGCUGUUGUUCUUGGAGAGCAUGACAUAACAACAAAAAUAGACUGUACACCCCGAAACAUUACAUGUGCCGAUCCUCUACAACAAAGUCGCAUUUCCAAUGUUAUCGUUCAUCCGAAAUAUGAUGAAAAUUCAACCAAUCAUUACAACGAUAUAGCUUUAAUUCAAGUAAAGAAAUCAUUCAAAUUCACAGAUUAUGUUCAACCAUUAUGUCUUCAUACCUCCUCGGACACAACUAUCAACAAAUAUUACAUUAGUGGCUGGGGGAAAACAGCUACCGAGGAAGCAAGCUCAGUAAAACUUAAACUCGAUUUGCCACCUGUUGAUAAGGCUGUGUGCUACGAUAAACUUUUAACUCUCAAUUUGGAAAUUGAUGAAACUCAGAUAUGUGCCGGUGGUGAAGAUGGUAAAGAUAGCUGCACUGGAGAUUCUGGAGGACCACUUAUGAUCAGAGAUAACGAUUCUAUUCACUACGCGGCCGGUAUUGUAAGUUAUGGAAUAGGAUGUGGAUUAAAAAAUUGGCCUGGUAUAUAUACGAAUGUUACAAGUUUUGUUGGCUGGAUUAAAACAGAAAUGUUAAAAAUGACUUUAUCUGAUAGACAAGCUAGAAUUCUCAAAAAGCAACAAAAGAAGCACGAAGAAAAAAAUGAGCGAGCGAAUCUCUAGGGUCUAAUAAUACUAUAGUUUAUAGGAUUACCUCAUUUAUAUUUUAAUGUAUAUUAGUAUAUAAUUAUUUCGAUAUAUUAAUCAAAUUACUGAUACUAAUAACUACCCUUAAAUUAUUUUAAAUAGAACAUGUGGAAAUUCUGUAUCACAGGAUUAUUAUUAAAAAAAGUAAUUUAGUUAUUAGUGAUUCAUUAAAAAAUAUUUAAACUGUGUAAAAAAGAGUAAAAUAAUUAAAAAAUAUAUAUUUUAGUAACGUA
Messenger RNA from Sitophilus oryzae (rice weevil), 1636 nucleotides. Its product is annotated as phenoloxidase-activating factor 1-like. The coding region runs from base 60 to 1379 and encodes 439 amino acids. Gene Ontology annotation, biological process: proteolysis. The transcript is spliced from 7 exons. The record is from RefSeq and is a predicted model, not a curated record. Lineage: Eukaryota; Metazoa; Arthropoda; Insecta; Coleoptera; Curculionidae. Gene Ontology annotation, molecular function: serine-type endopeptidase activity.